Molecule: messenger RNA, 2204 nt
Organism: Brassica rapa (field mustard)
Lineage: Eukaryota; Viridiplantae; Streptophyta; Magnoliopsida; Brassicales; Brassicaceae
Product: ethylene-responsive transcription factor-like protein At4g13040
Biological process (GO): regulation of DNA-templated transcription
Molecular function (GO): DNA-binding transcription factor activity; DNA binding
Source: RefSeq, a predicted model, not a curated record
CAAAGAAACAAAGUGGAGUCUCAAGAUCCUCAACUGAAGCUGAAUAUAGAUCACUGGCCUCCACAACAACUGAAGUUUGCUGGGUUACAUCUCUCCUAAAUGAGCUCGGUAUCAAAUCUCCUACAACGCCGGUAAUAUAUUGUGAUAAUAUUGGUGCAGCCUACUUGGCGGCAAAUCCAGUUUUUCACUCAAAAAUAAAGCAUUUGGCACUUGAUUAUCACUUUGUGUGACAAUACAUUCAAGCAGGAACACUAAGAGUCUCACACGUCUCAUCACAAGAUCAACUUGCCGAUGUCCUUACUAAACCCCUGCCUCGUACUACAUUUGACUCAGUUAUGCCCAAGAUCGGACUCUCAACUGGCCGUCCAUUUUGUGGGGUGUGUAGAAGAUAUAGGAAAGUCAAUAUUAGAAUGCAUAUAAUUAAGCUCUAACGUCUCUUUCUUUGCUGCUAUAUAUUUCCUUUCCUUAAUUUCCUCAGUAUUCGAUGUAUAUAUGUAUACCUAAUGUGAUCAAUAGAAGACGAGCAAUUCCAUAACCUAAUAACUACGUGUUAUAACUUUUUAAAUGUUUUUUAUAUAUUCGGCUCGUAAAGGACUAUGUUACAAGUUCAUACCAAAGUCCAAACCUUUAUUAUUGAUUAAUUUGAUUUUCUAUAUUUAUAGCCAAGAAAAGGUCGAAGGGAAAGGGCAUAGUUGGAACGCACAAAAGUGGGAAGAGAAGCGAAAAAAUAUAUGAGAAGAAAGAAUCACACGUUCCAGCCCUGGAUUCAACUUUUUCCAACCUCAUGGGCUUUUAUUUUAGCAUUUAUCUUCUAUUAGUCUUUUGUUAUUUCCUUCAUUUAUCUGUCCCUACAUAAUAAUAAACAUUUAAUAUUAAAAAGAGUUUUGUCAAAUAUAUUUAAUUUUCCUUCAUCUUCCCUCAGCGUUUACCAACCAAAUAAAAAGAAGGCCAAAGGUGGUAGAUGCAUGAGCCUCAAAUACCACCACAACUCAAAACUCAUUAAACUCUUCUCCUUCUUUUAUUUUGUUUCUCCUCAACAAGUAUAUCCAGAACUAUAUAAGAUCUUCUUCUCACUUACCGCCUUCUUCUUUUCCCUUCAGUUUAAAGGUGGCGGUGGUGGUAGGUUUGGUUUCUCAUUGAGGGUUGACUUCAUUUGGAUAAAAAGUCUUCGGCCAUUAUAAUUCAAUCAAAACACAGAUUCAAUAGCCUAGCAUCCUAUAGAGAAGUGAAAAAAAAAAUUCAAAAGUCAAUAUGGUGAGCUUAAGAAGGCGCAGGCUACUGGGACUUUGUUGUGGACCAAAUGGUUAUGUGACACCGCUUCCUUUUCUAACUGCUGAGGAGAUGAUCACUGGGAUUCCAAAUCCUAAUGGCGUAGCAGCUUAUGGUUCCGGGCCUAAGGAGGAGAAAACGCCUAUUGAAGAAGGGACACGCUCCCAGAGGCAAAGAACUCCUUCAAAAUAUAUUAUGCAUUUCAUGUCUGAUUCCUCAGCUAUUUCACCGGAUGAUUCUGGUUCCAUCUCUCUUAAAAUGGAGCAAGACUUAUGUGAUUCAGACCAGCCGUUGAAACGAAGAAAGCGGCAUAGAAGAAAGCAAGUAAAGAACCAAGAACCAUGUUUGAUGAGAGGAGUCUAUUACAAGAACAUGAAAUGGCAAGCAGCCAUUAAAGUUGAGAAGCGACAGAUCCACUUGGGAACUUUCUCUUCUCAAGAAGAGGCUGCUCGUUUAUACGAUAGGGCUGCUUUCAUGUGUGGAAGGGAACCAAACUUUGAGCUCUCGGAAGAGGAUAAACGAGACCUCAAACAACAAAGCUGGGAAGGGUUUUUGGCUUGCACACGCCGAAAAAUUACCAACAAAAAACCUAAGAGAAGGAUGAAGCCAGAGGAACUCUAAUUAGGGUGGGUGUAGUUGAUGAUGAGAUCAAUGGUAGUUAUGGACCUUAUGGUACGCUGUUUACCUGAAGAAAAAAGAAGAACGAGAUUCCCAAAACGUGACUAUUCUUGCAGACAUCUCUACAAUUUUUUGGCAGGGGGUAAAGAGACUCAAAUACGAAGAAAAUGUUAGAUACAUGAGGCUUAAGAGAUGUAUGAAACAAUUGAUAGGAUUUUUUUUUUCUAUAUUUAUUCAGACAUGAUUUGUGGAGCUUAUACCUCACGGGUAAGUUGCUUAAUAUAUUACAAAAGAUUUAUUAAAUUUGAUUUUUAUUA